Molecule: messenger RNA, 591 nt
Organism: Dioscorea cayenensis subsp. rotundata (Guinea yam)
Lineage: Eukaryota; Viridiplantae; Streptophyta; Magnoliopsida; Dioscoreales; Dioscoreaceae
Exons: 3
Coding region: 1-360 (119 amino acids)
Source: RefSeq, a predicted model, not a curated record
AUGGUGUUGUUGUUGGACUUUGGAGUGUUUGAUGAUUUCAUAGCUUGGGUUAUUGAGCCCUCUUCUUCCCAUUUGUUCCCCACAUCGUCUCCGAUCUCAUCGCCGUUCUCUCGAGCUCGCUUGGUGCAGGUCGGGACUCGACCACUCCGGCGUCCGAUCCGCUCCGGCCGUGGAUCCCUUCCGUUUCGGCCGGCUCCCCACUUGCAUCAAGUGAAUUCGAGAGUCACAGGCGUUCCUAUCCCUCACCGCCGUCGAGAUCCAUCUCAGAUCUCAAACAUCGGCCUUAAACAAGGCAUGGAAGGACAACUGCAUGUUCUCAGUUUACUGGACAACAUUGGCAUUAAGAGGAUCAUGUCAUAAAUGUCUGCAGUGUAAUGAGUCAAGAACUGAUGUUGAAAGCCUAUUUCUACAUGAUCAUUAGAACUUGGUGGUGAAGAUCUUUUUUUUUUUUGGUUGCCCUCAAGUCUUUGUGUUGUAUGGAGCGUAUGCUUCUAUAUAUUAAACCACUUUAGCCUAAAACAGCAUUAGAGCUGUUUUACUGUUCAAGAAACAGUUCAGUUUAUGAACUUAUUAUCCAUAUCAUGUUGAACC